Molecule: messenger RNA, 2888 nt
Organism: Propithecus coquereli (Coquerel's sifaka)
Lineage: Eukaryota; Metazoa; Chordata; Mammalia; Primates; Indriidae
Gene: TLR3
Product: toll-like receptor 3
Exons: 5
Coding region: 50-2767 (905 amino acids)
Biological process (GO): inflammatory response; immune response; toll-like receptor signaling pathway
Cellular component (GO): membrane
Molecular function (GO): protein binding; transmembrane signaling receptor activity
Source: RefSeq, a predicted model, not a curated record
AAUGAAAAAAGGAAUGGCCAGCAGUCGUCAGAAUAAGUGAAGCAGCAUCAUGAGACAGGCUUUGCCUUUUCAUAUCUACUCCCUUUGGGGACUUUUGCCGUUUUGGAUUCUGUGUUCGUCCUCUACCAACAAAUGCACUGUUAGACAUGAAGUAGCUGACUGCAGUCACCUGAAGUUGACUCAAGUACCCGAUGACCUCCCCACAAACAUAACAGUGCUGAAUCUUACCCAUAAUCAACUCAGAAGAUUACCAUCUGCCAAUUUUACAAGAUACAGCCAACUUACUAUUUUGGAUGGAGGAUUUAACACCAUCUCCAAACUGGAGCCAGAAUUGUGCCAAAACCUCCCCUUGCUGAAAGUGUUGAACCUCCAGCACAAUGAGCUAUCUCAACUUUCUGACAAAACUUUUAUGUUCUGCAUGAAUUUGACUGAACUCCAUCUAAUGUCCAACUCAAUUCAGAAAAUUCAAAAUAAUCCCUUUAAAAACCAGAAGAAUUUAAUCAAAUUAGAUCUGUCUCAUAAUGGUUUAUCAUCUACAAAAUUAGGAACCCAGGUCCAACUGGAAAAUCUCCAAGAGCUUCUAUUAUCAAAUAAUAAAAUUCAUGUAGUAAGAAGUGAAGAACUUGAUUUCCUUGCCAAUUCGUCUUUAAAAAAAUUAGAGUUGUCAUCAAAUCAAAUUAAAGAGUUUUCUCCAGGGUGUUUUCGUGCUAUUGGAAAAUUAUUUGGCCUUUCUGUGAACAAUGCCCCACUGGGCCCCAGUCUCGCAGAGAAGCUGUGUUUGGAAUUAUCAAGCACAAGCAUUCAGAAUCUCUCUCUGAGUAACAUCCAGCUGUAUACAACCAGCAACAUGACUUUCAUUGGACUAAAGCAGACAAAUCUCACCAUGCUCGAUCUUUCCCGUAACAACUUAAAUGUGAUUGGUAAUGACUCCUUUGCUUGGCUGCCACACCUAGAAUAUUUCUUCCUGGAGUAUAACAAUAUACAGCAUUUGUCAUCUCGCUCCCUUCACGGGCUUUUCAAUGUAAGAUACCUGAAUUUGAAACAGUCUUUUACUAAACAAAGUAUUUCCCUCGCUUCGCUCCCCAAGAUUGAUGACUUUUCUUUCCAGUGGCUAAAACGUUUAGAGUACCUUAACAUGGAAGAUAAUGACAUUCCAGGCAUAAAAAGCAAUAUGUUUGCGGGAUUGAUAAAUCUGCAAUACUUAAGUUUAUCCAAUUCCUUCACAAGUUUGAGAACGUUAACAAAUGAAACAUUUGUAUCACUUGCUCAUUCCCCUUUGCUCCUACUCAACCUAACCAAAAAUAAAAUCUCAAAAAUAGAGAGCGGUGCUUUCUCUUGGUUGGGCCACCUAAAAGUACUUGACCUUGGUCUUAAUGAGAUUGGGCAAGAACUCACAGGCCAGGAAUGGAGAGGCCUAGAAAAUAUUUUUGAAAUCUACCUUUCCUACAACAAAUAUCUACAACUGACUAGCAACUCCUUCGCUUCGGUUCCAAGCCUUCGACGACUGAUGCUCAGAAGAGCGGCCCUUAAGAAUGUGGACAGCUCUCCCUCACCUUUCCACCCUCUUCACAACUUGACCAUUCUGGAUCUGAGCAACAACAACAUAGCCAACAUAAACGAUGACAUGUUGGAGGGUCUUGAGAGAUUAGAAAUUCUGGAUUUGCAGCAUAACAACUUAGCGCGGCUCUGGAAACAUGCAAACCCUGGUGGUCCUGUUUAUUUUCUAAAGGGUCUUUCUCACCUCCACAUCCUUAACUUAGAGUCUAAUGGCUUUGAUGAGAUCCCAGCUGAGGUCUUCAAGGAUUUAUUUGAACUAAAGAGCAUCGAUUUGGGAUUGAAUAAUUUAAACAUUCUUCCACCAUCUGUUUUUGAUACUCCGGUGUCUCUAAAGUCAUUGAGCCUUCAGAAGAAUCUCAUAACAUCAGUUGAGAAGAAUGUUUUCGGGCCAGCUUUCAAGAACCUGAGUAAUUUAGAUAUGAGCUUUAAUCCUUUUGAUUGUACGUGUGAAAGCAUCGCCUGGUUUGUUAAUUGGAUUAAUGAGACCCGUACCAACAUCUCUGAACUAUCAAGUCAUUACCUCUGCAACACGCCACCUCAGUAUCACGGGUUCCCAGUGAUGCUUUUUGAUACAUCACCCUGCAAAGACAGUGCCCCUUUUGAACUCCUUUUCAUGAUCAAUACUGGCAUCCUAUUGAUUUUUAUCUUUAUUAUACUGCUCAUCCAUUUUGAGGGCUGGAGGAUAUCUUUUUACUGGAAUGUUUCAGUGCAUCGAGUUCUUGGUUUCAAAGAAAUAGACAGACAGCCAGAGCAGUUUGAAUAUGCAGCAUACAUAAUUCACGCUCAUAAAGACAGGGAUUGGGUCUGGGAACACUUGUCCCCAAUGGAAGAGAACGACCGAUCCCUCAAAUUUUGUCUGGAAGAAAGGGACUUUGAGGCGGGUGUCCUUGAACUGGAAGCAAUUGUUAAUAGCAUAAAAAGAAGCAGAAAAAUUAUUUUUGUUAUAACGCAUCAUUUAUUAAAAGAUCCAUUAUGCAAAAGAUUCAAGGUACACCAUGCAGUUCAGCAAGCUAUUGAACAAAAUCUGGAUUCCAUUAUAUUGAUUUUUCUUGAGGACAUUCCAGAUUAUAAACUGAACCAUGCACUCUGUCUGCGAAGAGGAAUGUUUAAAUCUCACUGCAUCUUGAAUUGGCCGGUUCAGAAAGAACGUCUAAAUGCCUUUCAUCAUAAAUUGCAAGUAGCACUUGGAUCCAGAAAUUCAGUACAUUAAAUUUAUUUAAAGAUUAAUUUAGCAAAGGACAAACUUUCUAAAUUUAAAAAGUUCCAUGGUAAAUUGAAGUUUUACUUGAAAGUAAUGUAAUCUGUUUAUUCAUAUUUAUAGGUAAUGAUAU